Strongylus vulgaris is the source of this 393-nucleotide messenger RNA. NCBI's taxonomy places the organism in Eukaryota, Metazoa, Nematoda, Chromadorea, Rhabditida, Strongylidae. The record is from the annotation of a GenBank genome assembly.
AUGAACAAGAAAAAAGUGCAUAAGCUGAGCCAGUUCUCACGGAAUUUUGUAUGUCUUCAUAGGUAUCGUGGUUUACUCCAAUUUAACUGUGGAGAAUUAUGUCCAGCAACCAUACGAUGGAUGGGUGAGAGUGUACUUAUGUCCGUCGUAUCGUCGCCAGGAAUUACGUUAAAGGAAAUAUGCUUCCGCCUCGAGUUCGCUUUGCAAGCUGCCGCAGUGCACGAUCUGGUGACUGUUCUAAAAGAAGCAGGAUGCGUACAAGAAGUAGAGGAAGUUUUUGAAAAUAUGACGUUGUCGUCACCUUUUCAAAAACAGUACUCUGAGGAGGUCAUUGUAUAUCUUCUUCCCGUUGCUGGCUGUUUCGAAACAUUUGCCAGAAUAUUUGGCGGUUAG